Molecule: messenger RNA, 1920 nt
Organism: Centruroides sculpturatus (bark scorpion)
Lineage: Eukaryota; Metazoa; Arthropoda; Arachnida; Scorpiones; Buthidae
Exons: 2
Coding region: 183-845 (220 amino acids)
Source: RefSeq, a predicted model, not a curated record
CCAAAAUUUGAAAUUUCAGCUAUUCCAGUCUUCAAAUAUCAAGCAGAACGAGUUCACAACCUCCUUCCACGCUCAAUAGUCCACAACAAAGAGGACGAGCAACGAGUACAUUCAGCACGACUUUGGGGCUUGCAAGGCUUUUAAACGAACGAGGUAUUCAUGCUAUAGUGCCCACGGCUGUAAUGAGUAAUCAAAAGAUUGACUCCACUCCUCCAACACCGGCACCUUCUCCCGAAGGUUCUCCUCCUCCAACUCCUCCGCCUUUUAGUGGAAUACAAGUGCCAGAUUUAAUUAAUGUUGGGUCUCUAGCAAGAGGUGUACAUUUGUUAAGAAGAACUCGUUCAAAAAAAUCCAAGUCUGUUACUUCCAAAAAUAAUUCUCAUGCGUCUUCCCAUAAAAAAGAAUCCGAACCUGCUAAAAUCGGACUUUUGGAUAAACUGAGUCGUAUUGGAUUAGAAAACAUCAUGUCCACCACGGCAUCCGAAAUCCCACCAUCGAUUGCAGAAUGUAAAGAAUCUCGGUUUCCUCGCAUAACUGUAAAAUUGAAAACUUUUGACGAAAGUUCUCCUCUUACUCUGACACCUAAAACCGAUGUCGGCGUUAAGACAAGGAUCGAUUUAUCGUGCUUCACGCAGUCUUCUAUGAGUAACAAAUCAAUGGUGGGAACAAGUUACUCUACCGUUCAGUCAUGGAGUUGUGUUCCUUCAGUCAAAUCUACAAAAGUUAAUACAUUCGAAUCGUCUAAUUUGCCAAAACCAGCACAAUUGUUAAACAUUCAAGAUAAAAAUUCUAAUAUCGGAACUAUUGGUGCAUUACGUACUCUUCGUAAAGGAGGUUAUAUUUAGAAGCAGCCACAGGUAUAUUAAAUUUUCAUAAUAAUAACAACAUUAAUCCAUUUUUUUAUAUUAAAAAAAGUGAAAAUUGCAUAGAAUAUCUUAUUCCAUAAAAAAAAAAAGCUUUAUUAUUAAUGUUUAAGAAAAAUUCCACAGUUUUAAAUAUUAGCUAUUGCAUUUGUUUAGAGACCAAUUGAUAAUUUUUACAUAAAUGUCAGCAUUCCAUUUGAAUCAGAGUUAACAACUUAGAAUUACAUAUCCAUCUAAUUAGAAUUAUAAGAAGUCUGCUUAAUUAUCGUUAGCCGUUAUUUACUAAAGACGUAAUAAUAAUAAUUCAGGCAUUUAUUAUAUUUUGUCGGUGCAAAAAGUUGCUUUUAAUAUUUAUACGUUUUCAUGACUUAAGUACGAAGCACAAAAGUUUGAUAUAAUUUUUUUUACAAAAUUACAGUAAGAAAUAUAUUAACUUUCUAUUAUUGUUUAGUAUUUAUUUAUUCAAGAAAUCUGUGAUCUAAAUUUUGUCAUAGUGCAAUAUUAGAAGGAAAAUUAAGUUUAUUAUUUAUGGAGAAAUUAGUAUUGUAUUACGACUCUUCUGGAUUUCAGAAUGAUGAUUGCCAUAUAUUUAAUAUUAUUGUGUGCGUGUGUGAGAGUAGACAAAAAUGCUAUGCAUUUUGUCAUUUUUAUUAGGAAUGAAAAAAAAGAUUCAUUCCAUUCUGUUGUAAAAUAAAGGCUCCAGAACUUAGGGAAAGCAUUUGUAAAAAAAAUUUAAAAAACAAAAAAAUUAUUGUACAGUAAAAUAUGUAGAAUGAGAGAUUAUCAGUAAUUAUACGGAUAAUUCCAUAAAUGGAGUAGCCAAACAGUGGAAUUUAAACAUUGCAGAGAGAGGUUUGUGCCUCAAGACAAAACUUGUUGUUUUGAAUCUUUGUAGGCUUUUUAUUAUUAUUUUUAUUUUUUUGUAGUUUUUCUCUUGAGCUUAGAAAUAAGUUUUUAGUAGAAAUCUGCACAUUGUUUUGUUGUAAAAUAUUGCUUGUAUAGCUGGUUGUAUUCCAGAUGUAGAUUAUUAAAUGUAAUAAAGUUUUUGUAUACAUUU